Messenger RNA from Darwinula stevensoni, 726 nucleotides. The record is from the annotation of a GenBank genome assembly. NCBI's taxonomy places the organism in Eukaryota, Metazoa, Arthropoda, Ostracoda, Podocopida, Darwinulidae.
AUGGAUCCACCCCAAGCCCACACAUGUUCGCCGUGCGAUGCAUCGGUAUCGACCGAAGCAGAACGAGAGAAGCGCGUGGUGCAAGCCCCGGUCCCAGUCCCAGUCCCAGUCCCAGUACCGGUCCCGGUCCCGGUCCCGGACGCGAUCCCGGACACGAUCUGCAUGGGUAAGCGUGGGGGAAUGACGACCAGGCGGUUCCCGCUGUAUCUGCCGCCUUUGGAGCACAAGCGGGAGCAUCUGAACACCGUCGUCGUCAGGGACAAGUCGGCCAUCGGAGUGCGAAGGGAAAAGAGGGAGGGGGUCCCCGGAGCCGCACCCUCGCCCCGACCCAACUCGCCCACCCGCAUGGGUUCACCCCCGCCCGAGACGUGGAGAUCCCUCGCUCUCACCCCUUCCACGUCGAAGAGUCCUCCGGCGACGGAAUUCCGCCUGACCGUGGACCGCCCACCCUCGCCCCCGCCGUCCGAGUCCUACUCCAUCCGGCUGCUGACGGUGACCCGAGACGGUCCGCGUUCCUCGCCGAGCCAUCCCAGUGCCCUCACCCCGCCGCCAAGGCUCCUCACCGUCGUCAACGAACUCGGCGUGGAGACGGUGCGCGAACUUCCGAGCACCGGGGGCGGUGACGUCGCGGCUCCGCCCGAGUCUCGGGCGAGGAGUCGGAAGCCCGCAGUCGCGAAACCGAAGGAGGGGAAGCUUCGUCCCUUGCUUUUCCUUCGCAAGUCUUGA